AUGUGGUUAAAUCCUUUGGACGGAAUUUUGGCUAGUGAAAAUAUAACUAUUUCUUCAUUAAAGUACAAUUCUAGUACCGAUGGAUUAAAUAUCACGGAUUGGCCAAAUUUGGUCGAAAGUAUUAUACCGAAUAUUUACGAAAACACAUUACACGCUACAACAGUUGCUGUUAAUAGUGAUGCAAAUGGAUUGUUAUCAAUGUCCAGAUCGAAAAGAUCCAUUCCUGAAAUAAUAUACCCCGAAAUUUUGGUUAUUGUUGAUAAUGUAUUAAAUGAAAGAAUUGGUGGAUCCAUACGAGACAAACUUCUGUAUCUUCUGGCAUUUUGGAAUGGGGUUGAUAUGAGAUACAGAAGUUUGGAGAAUCCUAGAAUUAGGUUGAACAUUGCUCGGAUUGUUUUAGCAGAGGAUCGUCUACCCUACGUAACUGUCGAUCUCAAAAGCAACUACUUUUUGAUGAACCACGUUACUUCCCUACGGGCUCAAGGAAAUUGGUUAUUUAAGAUGAACGAAACUAUUCCACUUGAUUCUUAUGAUUUAGCAGUGACAAUGAUACCAAAUCUAUUUUGUGAGGAUAAAAUAGGACCGAACUGUACAGUCGUUGGACAAGCAUUUCUCCACGGAGCUUGCAAAAUAUUAUUUGUCAAUAAAACCACGAACAAAGCAAGUUUUAUACGAGAUGUAGGAGGAUUUGAUGGAAUCCAAACAGCUGCUCACGAAUUGGGCCAUUUGUUUGGUAUGUUUCACGACGGUUUAUAUGGCUGUAAUGAUUCGCAUGGUUACAUAAUGGCUUCGUCGGACAAAUUUACUCCUCAGUCAUUUGAUUGGUCAAACUGUUCGCUGGGUCAAAUGGACAAAUAUUUGAAAGAUGGAUUGGGGUCUUGUAUGUUUAACUCUCCCAUUUACCAAAGUAAACCGUUCCUCAGAUAUUUACCGGGAAAACUAAUGAAUGCUACUCAGCAGUGCACCAUGUUCGUAAAUGGAUCUGCGACUGUUGAAGAUGAUACGAUUUGCACUCAAUUAAAGUGCUCGAAAAAGGGAGAAAUUCGACUACCUGAAGCUGCUGAAGGCACUCCUUGUGGUGUUGAAAAACUAUGUCUGCAUGGACUUUGUACUGAAGAAAGUUCCAUAGAUUGA
Molecule: messenger RNA, 1134 nt
Organism: Cotesia congregata
Lineage: Eukaryota; Metazoa; Arthropoda; Insecta; Hymenoptera; Braconidae
Source: the annotation of a GenBank genome assembly